CGCAGACAUUUCCGUACAUGGAAAAGAGAUUUCGCAAUCUUCUUGUCGUGUGUCCGUGUCUAAACAACAGAACCAGAGAUCGAACACGGAACCGAAAGUCCUGUAGUAAUUUUGGACUACGUCAACCCCGGACAAGCGACGAGUUCCUCGGGUGUCCGCUUAAGGUCCCGCCCAGCACACGGCUCUGUUGUCCACAUCCCUUACUUUCUUGACCCAAGACUGCUCUGGUCAGAUAGUUACACCUGAAGGCAACACAGCCAAAUGAGCCGGCCGGCACAGCCGAAAAUCACCACAACUGACCACAAAGGCGUGAGCGUAAUCCAGAGUCAAGGCCACGCCUCCUCCUCUACUGUCUCCUCCUCCGUAUCGUCUCUGCAGCAGGUUCCACAGCUCAUUCCUGCCAACCCCUCGUCUGCAGGUGGCAAGGCCCUUCCACCCAGCAAGAUGAAGAAGCCAUCAGCAGACAAAGACAGCGAUGAGUACCGCCAGCGCCGUGAGCGCAACAACCUAGCGGUGAAGAAGAGUCGCAUGCGCAGCAAGCAGAAGGCAAUGGACACGCAGCAGCGGGUCAAUGAGCUGAAAGAGGAGAACGAGCGUCUAGAGGCCAAGAUUAAGCUGCUGAGCAAGGAGCUAAGUGUGCUGAAAGACCUGUUCCUGGAACACGCCCACAACUUGGCCGACAACGUCCCACCGCCACAGGUCGGCGUCGAUGGCGCCAGUCCUGCCAACAAUAACGCCUCCACCAAUGGCCAAUGAGGGCGAUUGCGGAGAGACUUUAGGAACACGAACUUGUCUUCUUUGCAACUUCUCUUUGUUUUAUAAUGAAGUCUUUCAUGUUUGGCACCCCCUGCUGGAAAACCUGAAACAGAUUUUAUUUCCCAGAACUGAAAAAAAAAGACGAUUGGGAUUUUUUUUAACUAUUCAAAAAAGCAAACUAAUGGGUGAAUAUUCUUAAUAAUUUAUUGGCCUCUGGUAAUUCUCACUAAACGGACUUUUGUAGAAUUUUGAAAACAGACCAUGUAGUGAUGGAUCUGUUUGUCUGUGAGCAGACGUGAACUCUGUGAACUCCGAGACGUCGGCGGACCAGCAGUCGGAUGUGACUUCCUGUGCAACAGCUACCUGUCGAAAUGAUUGACAAGUGACGUUGUCAUUAAAACUUUAUUUAACAUCACUUCCACUCUCAUCUUCAUACUUAGAACAAACCGGUGGAAUGUUACUUUAACAGGCAUGUCGUACCUAAACACACACACACACGCAUGCUGUCAUUCAGCUGAGUUUAUAAAUAGCCUUGAAAUUCCAGGUUUUUCAAGGCCACAUCCUUCCACUAAUUUGUCACCAGUGAAUGGACUGAUGAGGACGUGUUGACGAUCAGCUGUGAAACUUUGUAAACAAAGACUUAUUGUUAUUGAUUGUUCCU
Cynoglossus semilaevis (tongue sole) is the source of this 1417-nucleotide messenger RNA. RefSeq names its product CCAAT enhancer binding protein gamma (gene cebpg). NCBI's taxonomy places the organism in Eukaryota, Metazoa, Chordata, Actinopteri, Pleuronectiformes, Cynoglossidae. Bases 262 to 756 code for a protein of 164 amino acids. Gene Ontology annotation, molecular function: DNA-binding transcription factor activity, RNA polymerase II-specific; RNA polymerase II cis-regulatory region sequence-specific DNA binding. Gene Ontology annotation, biological process: regulation of transcription by RNA polymerase II; DNA-templated transcription. The record is from RefSeq and is a predicted model, not a curated record. The transcript is spliced from 2 exons.